This is a messenger RNA of Elaeis guineensis (African oil palm), 1168 nucleotides long. RefSeq lists its product as uncharacterized. The record is from RefSeq and is a predicted model, not a curated record. NCBI's taxonomy places the organism in Eukaryota, Viridiplantae, Streptophyta, Magnoliopsida, Arecales, Arecaceae.
UACCCACCAUGUGCUAUUAUUAUGUCAUUGUGGCUGUCGUUCUGGCGUCUUAAUCUGCGGAGAGAAGAGAGAGCGCUAUUCUUCGGGAGAAGAAGAUGGAAGGAGUAAAUGAAGUGGAGAGGAAGGAGGUGAAUUUGAAGAAGAUGAAGGUGCUCUGUCUUCAUGGCUUCCGAACCAGUGGGAGCUUUUUGCGCAAACAAAUAAGCAAAUGGGACCCCUGCAUCUUCGAAGACUUCCACUUGGACUUCCCUGAUGGGAUUUUUCCGGCGGGUGGGAAGUCGGACAUUGAGGGCAUAUAUCCGCCUCCAUAUUUUGAGUGGUUCCAGUUCAACAAGGACUUCACGGAGUACACAAAUUUGGAGGAAUGCAUUUCAUACUUAUGCGAAUACAUGACAAAGAACGGUCCUUUUGAUGGAAUGCUUGGCUUUUCUCAGGGUGCAACAUUAUCGGCUCUUUUGAUUGGCUACCAAGCAAGGGAGAAGAUAUUGACGGACCAUCCGCCAAUAAAAUUUCUUGUCUCAAUCUCAGGGAGCAAGUUCAGAGACCCUAGGAUAUGUGACAUUGCCUACAAAGAUCCCAAUAAAGUAAAAUCAGUGCAUUUUAUUGGAGACAAGGACUGGCUGAGACAACCCUCUGAGGAGUUGGCUGCUGCCUUUGAUAGCCCAUUGAUUCUAAGGCACCCUCAAGGUCACACAGUCCCCAGGCUAGAUGAGAUAACAGUGAAGAAGCUCUCUGAAUGGACUGCAAGUAUACUCAAAAGGAGCAUCAUAUAUGAUGAUCCUGGUGUGGAAACCUGGAAAACCGAGGCAAACAAUGCCAAUGUAAAGCAAGAAGUUGUCACUGAUCCAAAGAGUAUGGAAGCCACAGAUACAGUGAAGGCUACAUUUACGGAAGGCUAGGUCUGGACGGUGAGGUUAGUGAUAAUUAGCAAGAAGCCGCCCAUGAAAGGGAUGUCACCUCCAAGGUAAUUGAAAUAAUAAAGACUUGGAGAGCCUCCAUCAUUCUGAUCAAGUGAAGGAACUCGGAGUUGCCAAAGAAAAGACUUUUCUCCCUUUUCAACAAACUGCAAACUCUAUUACUUAACUAUGAGCGUACUACUAUAAAUUUGCACAUUGAUGUCGCUGAAUUUUUAAUUUUAUUGAGAAAGUUAUUUGAGAAACAUUGUCAG